Cladophialophora yegresii CBS 114405 is the source of this 4236-nucleotide messenger RNA. RefSeq lists its product as uncharacterized. Bases 1 to 4236 code for a protein of 1411 amino acids. Gene Ontology annotation, molecular function: ABC-type transporter activity; ATP binding; ATP hydrolysis activity. Gene Ontology annotation, cellular component: membrane. Gene Ontology annotation, biological process: transmembrane transport. Lineage: Eukaryota; Fungi; Ascomycota; Eurotiomycetes; Chaetothyriales; Herpotrichiellaceae. The record is from RefSeq and is a predicted model, not a curated record. The transcript is spliced from 4 exons.
AUGACGCCAAACCCGGACGAUGACAGUCCGAAGAACUCUGUUCAGGGCAGUCGCCGCCAUGGGGUGCUUACUGGCUGGAAGAACCUGUUCAAUUUCACAGAAAAGGCACACCUCCCUGUUCUGUUGCCGGCAAUUUUCAUGUCUGCCGUUGCGGGAGGCCUACAACCAACCAUGGCCUUCUUUUUCGGCAAGUUCUUCGACAAUUUCUCGGAUUUCGCAACCAGCAAGAUCGAUGGCGCGACCUUCAUGAACAGAUCCCUCACCAGUUUCUAUGCACUCUUUGCCAUUGGCGGAGCAACGCUUUUGCUCAAAGGCGCUCUGUUUAGCUUGUGGCUGUUCUUCGGCGAAAUGCAAUCGCGGUAUGUCCGUGAGCCCCUUUUCGCAUCUCUUCUCGACCGAGACAUGGACUGGUAUGAGGCCCGGACAUGUGGGGUUGGGACAUUGUUGACGAAAAUCCAGAGACAGAUCGGAGACUUGCAGUUAGGAACCUCUCAACCUCUGGGUUUGACGAUUGCUUGCCUCGUUCAAGCUCUUGCGGGUCUGGGUUUGGCAUUGCACACCAACUGGAAACUAGCCCUCGUUGUGUUGUCGGCAAUACCUGUCAUAGCCAUUGGCGCCACCGUCAUAACUCGCCGUCUCCAAGCGAAGAUUGAUGGCCAAAAGGAAGAGCUGGCAACUACGAACAGACUAGCGAGCAACUGCAUCAAAAAUAUUGUCACAGUGAAAUGUUUCAAUACCCAAGAAGAGGAGGCGGCUUCUUUUAUUGCUGCCAUCCAGCGGGCGGCUGUAUUUGCCCUCAAGCAGGCGUUCAGCAGCGCGCUGCAGACAGGAUUCGUCAGGUUCGCUACAACCGCCAUGUUUGUCCAGGGCAAGUUAUUCCCCGACAAUCUCAAGGACUUUGCUCAUUUUUGCGCACAGGCUUUUGUCACGACAUUCUGGGCUUGUUUGAUCGCUACAAAGGCAUUCGAGGACAUGCUACCGCACGGGGUCAUAGUUCAGAAAAGCCAGAUGUCAGCUACUGCUUUACAAGCAAUCCUCGAUAAAGUCGGUCUGGGGAAGUUGCGGUCACGGGAGGUUGCCGGGCUGUCACCCCAAUUCUGCGAAGGAAAGAUUGAGAUGCGAGAGGUCUCGUUUGCCUACCCUUCCACACCAAGCAAGCCUGCCUUGGACCAUUGCACAUUCUCUUUUGCUGCCGGAGAAACCACAUUCAUUGUAGGCAAGAGCGGCUCUGGCAAAAGCACCCUCGGCAGUCUGCUCAUGAAUUUCUAUCCACCACGAAGCGGGUCAAUCGUCAUCGAUGGUAAUGCUAUCGAAGAUAUCGACACGCGUUGGCUCAGGAACAACAUUACCCUUGUUCAGCAAAAUUGCGUCCUCUUCGCUGACACAAUCUAUCGAAACAUUGCACUGGGCAGCAGGGACUGUGACCGAGUUACGAGCGCUCAAGUGGACAAGUGUAUCCACAUGGCAGCGUUAGACAGCACAAUUGCAACGCUUCCAGAUGGCACGCAAACUAGAGUUGGUACAGGUGGUUCAUCUUUAUCCGGGGGACAGAAACAAAGAGUUGCGCUUGCACGGGCACGAUUAAGGGACACGCCGAUUCUGAUCUUGGACGAGGCAACAAGUGCUCUCGACAAUACCAGCAAGAUAAAUUUCAUGCAGUCGAUACGAGAGUGGCGGCGCGGGAGGACGACCAUCAUCAUCACACAUGACCUGUCACAAAUCCGUGAAGAAGAUUUCGUAUAUGUUCUCAAGGGAGGUCGUGUUGUCCAAGAGGGUCGCCGUAAGAGUCUUGUGAAUUUCCCGACUGGGCCCACUGACCGCAAGUUUGGCUCGGCGGGGAUUGAAACACAGCGACCUGCUGGAGUUGUAAACACAUAUGGGCCAUCUUCUGAAGCUCGCCAUGCAGACAGGGCCCCGGCACCGUCAUCCCGCCAUGCCAGCAAGGACUCGUUCGACGUGCUCACGGAAGGAAAUUCUGAACACUUACCUGCUGAUUCCCAGCAAGACGACACGCACUCAGAUCAAACUCCCCACCAGCUAAGGAAGGGAGUCUCCCUGAGCAGCAUAGGUGCCAUAAAGUUAUUGAAAAGACAAUCGAUGGCUCGAGCGAAAGUCUUGUAUGCCCUACACCACAGCCCGCCUCACGGAGCACAAUCAACAGCUGGCGAUCCAGCGAUGCGCACACUCAGAUACGCCGCUGCAGCCGUACGCAAGUCACUCUUCUUGCCGAGAACGCCUCGAACACCACUAUCUCGCGACAAGCCACUGCCGAUUCCUCCACCACACUACGAGAUGUUGCAGGAAGAUGAGAGUCUUGGGGAUAACGUGCUUGAACUUCCAACCGAACAAUUCAGGGGACAACCACGAUCAUCACCUUCGAUCCGGGCGGUGCUGUUUACGCUGUGGCCGAGUCUGGAUAAGCCAGGUAGAAGCAAACUACUCUUUGGAUGCCUUGCCACACUCUGCCACGCUGGAGCUCCUCCGACCUUCGCUUAUGCCCUCGUGCAAGUAUUCAACACAUAUUACAUGCCAGCAGGAUAUCAACGAGAGGCAUUGAGAUGGUCAAUGGUAGUAAUUGGCAUCGCCAUCGGAGACGGCGUUGCAUGUUUCUUUAUGCAAUAUCUCCUCGAUUCUGCCAGUCAGGCCUGGGUGGACACGCUGCGAACACAGGCGCUGCGACGAAUCCUCCGGCAACCGAAAAGUUGGUUCGAUGAGGAGCAAAACAAUCCUACUGCUCUUGUGUCUUGUUUGGACAAGAAUGCAGAAGAGAUGAAGGACUUGGUCGAACGAUUCGCCGCGCAAAUCCUGGUUGUAGCUGUGAUGAUGGUUGUGGCCGUUGUCUGGGCAAUCCUCAAUUGCUGGAAGAUCACGCUUUUGGGCCUGGCGAUGUCUUCGGUCCUUUACGUGCUCAUCAAAUGCUUCGAGGUUGUCUCGGCUCGCUGGGAAUCUCGGACCAAUGCGGCGGGUGAGACAGUGAACCAGAUCUUCGCGGAUGCCUUUUCGGACAUUAAGACCGUCCGAUCAUUGACACUCGAAUCCUACUUCCACAUGAAAUUUCGAGAUGCUACCACCACAUGUUACUCCAUCGGAAUACAACGAGCCAUUUACACAGGAUUGUUCUAUGGUCUCUCGGACUCUGCCAUCGCCUUCUUCACGCCCAUGAUUUUCUGGUACGGGGCAUAUCUGGCCAAAGACGGCGAGUGGCCCGUCAAGUCCAUCUUCACCGUCUUUGGUCUCCUCCUGUUCUGCACCGCAAACGCGAACGCGGUCAUUGCAUUCAUCCCGCAGACCAGCUCCGCGGCCGACACGGCGAGUCGCCUCAUCCGACUUGCGCAUAUGCCGGUGCAUUCGCACGAAGAAAUCGGACAAGUUCAACUGGACAGGAACGACCCCGCCACACUUUCAGGACCCAUCCACCUCAUCAAUUUGACGUUCAGAUAUCCGUCACGACCCAGAGUGCCAGCCCUCUGGCGCUUGAACCUGACGAUCCCCGCCGGGCAGAUAACCGCCAUUGUCGGCGCCUCUGGCUCGGGCAAAUCCACCAUCACAUCACUGCUGCUCGGCCUGUACCCUCCCGUGGGGAGCGAUCACCAUAAUCGUAAUCGCUCAACAUGGGAUGACGCGCCGGACGACGACCCUCCCCUAUUGACCCUCUCCGGGCGGGACAUACGGACCCUGAACCUAAAUAGUCUCCGCUCCCUCAUCGCCUUGGUCCCACAGACGCCCGUCAUCCUCCCGACCACGGUCCGCGAGAACAUCACCUACGGCUUAACUUCCAAUGAGCCCUCAGCAUCAGUUUCGGCAUCUCUUAUCGAACGCGCCGCCCAGGAAGCUGGGAUCCACGACUUCAUCGUCUCUCUCCCGCAGGGCUAUGCCACCGUCCUAGGUGACGGCGGUCUCACCAUCUCCGGCGGCCAAGCCCAGCGCAUCGUCAUCGCUCGGGCCCUCAUUCGGGAUCCGAAGGUCCUGAUCCUCGACGAGGCGACCAGCGCGCUGGAUCACGAGAGCGCGGAGAUCAUAAGGCAGGGUAUAUUGAGAUUGGUCCGCGAGGGGAGGCGGGAGGGGAAACCUCUAACGGUCAUUGCGGUCACGCACGCGAGAGAGAUGAUGGAGUUUGCGGACAACGUUGUCGUCAUGGAUCAGGGCACCGUUGUCGAGCAGGGCGGGUUUGACGAGUUAAUGACCCUGGAAGGGCAGGGCAAACUGUGGGGGAUGUUGAACGCGGGACGUCUAUGA